AUGGGGAUCAGGAAGCACUUCCUUGACACUUACUGGGGCUGGUGUCUCAGCACUGGCAGCUGGCAGAGUGGGAGGUGUGGCAGGACUGUUGUGGCACGUGAUGGUCCAGUGUUUUCCCGAGAGUUGGAAUGUGCUCGGAGGGCAGAGGGGAUUACCUGCACCUGUGCGGCCAACUCCAAUCCUCCCGGAGACCUCACCUGGCACCUGCCCCAUGCCAACCUCAGCGGGAACCAAACUCACGGAGACUUUGUAUCACAGCAGCUCAGAGUGGGGCAUCUGGUGAUGGGCUCUCUGACCCUGACAGGGCACCCGGAGGAAGAGGAAACGAUGGCAUCCUGCUGGGUUCGAAACCCGCACGGGGCAGCCACGCUCAAGGCAUAUUUUUGGGUCAAAGAGAGAGACUUCAAGAAUUGGAGAGUGGGAUUGGUGAUGGCGGGAAUCGUGUUGAGUGUUUUCCUGGCUGGAAUUUUCAUCUUCCUGCGUGGGCAAAAGAGAAAGAAAGUGACUGAGGAGACAGCUUCAAAGGCCAGUGAGAUCACAGUGACCUACUCUCCAGAUGCUGUGACACACCAGGUUUCACACAACAUGGUGGUAACUGACUUGCAAAAUACAACCAGGGGCCCAGCGAGAGCGGGGGAGACUCCAGCUCCCGGGAAUGUCUUCGAGGGUCCAGUGGGAAGCGACAUUGCACACCCUGGGAGCACUAAAGACCUUCUCUAUGCCAGCAUCAACUACUCAAAGCUACCCAGCAGUGACGGGACUGUGCAUAGGGGUGAGGACACGGAAUAUGCAGAGAUCAGAUUCCAGCCAAAUUGAGAGAGAGAAGCAGGGAGAAGACUGCGAGGGAUGUGUGCAGUCAAUGUGGUUGAAUAAUGAAGAGAAAGUGACACUGCCCAGCUUUGUUGUUAGUCCUGAACAUGCUUUCCAAGUGCUGCAUCUUUUUCACGCUAUCAGAGAUUGUAUGAAGUUUAUGAAUUGUGUGUAAUUUUACAGAUAUAAGCAAAGUGGCACAGUGGCUCACAACACCAAGGUCCCAGGUUCGAUU
Chiloscyllium plagiosum (whitespotted bambooshark) is the source of this 1045-nucleotide messenger RNA. NCBI's taxonomy places the organism in Eukaryota, Metazoa, Chordata, Chondrichthyes, Orectolobiformes, Hemiscylliidae. The record is from RefSeq and is a predicted model, not a curated record.